Pipistrellus kuhlii (Kuhl's pipistrelle) is the source of this 1086-nucleotide messenger RNA. RefSeq names its product testis expressed 55 (gene TEX55). NCBI's taxonomy places the organism in Eukaryota, Metazoa, Chordata, Mammalia, Chiroptera, Vespertilionidae. The transcript has 3 exons. Gene Ontology annotation, cellular component: nucleus. Bases 1 to 1086 code for a protein of 361 amino acids. The record is from RefSeq and is a predicted model, not a curated record.
AUGUCUGAACAAAGAAAGAGUAGGCCAGCUCACCAAGCUCGUCAUGCAGAAUCUGAACGGACUGGCAGUCAGAUGCCUGUUCAGCACCAAGGACAAACUUCUCAGCCCACUGAUCGCAAACUGUCCGGCCAUACACCGUCUGUCUCAUCUGAACAAAUAGGCUCUGAACAGACUGACCACACAAAGUCUGGCCAAGAUAACCGAAGGUCUUCUGAACCAACUGAUCGCAAGAACUCUAGCCAAUAUGACCGGAAGGCUGCUGAACCGAAUGGCCAAGAUGGUCGAAGGUCUUCUGCACCGAUGCCACACAGAGCGUCUGGCCCAGCUGACCAAGUGCCUUAUGAACUGAUUGACAGCAGAAAGUUUGGUCUGGUUGAACCAAAGUCUGAUCUGGUUGAACAGGUUGAACACAUACUGUCUGACCCAAUGGGCUUCAAAACAUCUGCAAAGACUCAUCACAAAACACAUAACCAAAUUAUUGAACUAGCUGAAGAACAGAAAGCUGAACACCAAGUUAUCAGCGCUGUUAACCCCAGGGUUAUCAGGUCUCUCUACACUGAGUAUGAAAAGGUUGAAGAUGAAGAUGACAUAGAUGAUGACCAAACUGACCUUGGAGAAAGUGAUGAGUCUGAUGACAGAAAACAUACCAGCAAGAAGGGCAAAGAGACUGAAUUUAAGUUAAAAGAACUCAGAUAUUCCAAGAUUCCAGAUAUAACUAAUUAUGAAAAUGACAUCUUUAUGAAAGCAUUCAAAGCAUAUGAUAGCAAGCUCGUCGGUUCUUUACAAACAAAAGACCACAACUUUGUCCCAAGAUUUCCCGCCAUCUCAACUAAAUUUGACUAUCUCACCAAUCAAGAAAAGGGUCCAAUCAUAGUAACCAUGCCUGAUAAUACUCCAAACUACCAAGAAGGAAGUUCUCAACACCAAAAGAGGCAACUUCCUUCUCUGGUAUAUCAAGAUCCUUAUCUAGUUUCACUACAAUACAUGGAGAAACACCACAUUCUGCAUAUAUUCCAGCAGAUCACUGAAAACUUAGUUUAUGAAAAGCCAGAGGACCCCCUGAGUUUUAUGCUGAGCCAGGUAUGA